Cataglyphis hispanica is the source of this 3246-nucleotide messenger RNA. Its product is annotated as spermine oxidase-like. Bases 272 to 3184 code for a protein of 970 amino acids. The record is from RefSeq and is a predicted model, not a curated record. Lineage: Eukaryota; Metazoa; Arthropoda; Insecta; Hymenoptera; Formicidae. Gene Ontology annotation, molecular function: polyamine oxidase activity. The transcript is spliced from 13 exons.
UUCAAUUCUUCAGUUAGUGUCAGUGUUCAGUCUAUAUUCUGUAUAUGUGUUGCAUAGCAGCCCCUACUACCAUAAAAAAUGAAGAUCAUAAAUUUGCAAUGAUGUUUUCCAUAAAUAAUUUUCUUUUUUAAAUAAUUUAUUUUUUUAUUGUGCUUUGUCUACGUGUGCUAUCGAAAUUUAUCAUCCCAUCAAAAAUUGGCAACAUAUAGAGACACCUUUGACACUGCAGCAAAAUUAUUCGGUGCAAUAAGAUUAAUUGAGAAGCUGAAAAAUGUUGAAGAAAACAAAGACUAUAAUUGUUGGAGCAGGUGCAGCUGGUAUUGCAGCUGCCUCAAAAUUAUUACAGAAAGGAAUGAACGAUUUUGUGAUACUGGAAGCUAACAAUAGAAUUGGUGGCAGAGUACAUACUGUGGACUUUGGUGAAAAUGUGGUGGACCUUGGAGCUCAAUGGGUUCAUGGUGAAUCUGGAAAUGUAAUAUUUGAGUUGGCUUCCAAGCAUAAUUUGUUGGGCUCAUUUAUAAAUUUCUUUGAUCCCACCAAACAUAAUUUUGUCACCAGCAGUGGUGAAAUGAUACCUAAGGACGAAAGCAACGAAGCUGUGAUAAUUUUUUUCAAUAUUACAAAUAAUGUACAGGAAGAACUCAAAGAGGAAACAGGAUCUUUUGGGAAUUAUUUUAUAAAAGAAUAUUAUAAAAUUUUUAACGAGAAGCCUUUUGCAAGUCGUGCUCGAGCUGCCGAAUAUUUAUCUUGGAUGGAAAAGAUGGAAAAUUCUAUAGAAUGUAGCGAUACGUGGUUUGAUACUUCCGCGAAACGUUUGAGCGAAUACUGGGAAUGCGAAGGAAACUCCUUGCUGAAUUGGAAAGAGCGUGGUUACAAAACGCUCUUUGAUCUAUUAUUGGAAAAGAUUCCAAAGGCAGAAGAAUGUUUACCAGUCAUGGAGAAAAUAGAGUUUGAAAAAGUUGUGACAACUAUCAACUAUAGUUCUGGCGAGGAUGUUAUAGUGACCACAAGAGACGGAUGCGAGUAUUUUGCAUCACAUGUUAUAUUCACUGGAUCUCUGGGUGUUUUGAAAGAGAAACAUUCUACGAUGUUCGUGCCUCCUCUAUCGCAGAAAAAACAAUGCGCGAUAGAGGGAUUAAAUAUCGGAACAGCAAAUAAGGUUUUCCUUGAAUUUCCGCAUAGAUGGUGGACAGAGGAUAUCGCCAGUUUUAAUAUUAUUUGGUCAGAAGAAGACAAAAAGGAAUUCCUGAAAACUUGUGGUCAAAGUAACGAAUGGCUUUGCGAUGUGUUUUCGCUAUUUACUGUAAUUUACCAGCCUAAUAUUUUAUGCGCCUGGAUUGUCGGGAAAAAUGCGAGACACAUGGAAACCUUAUCGGACGUUGACGUGUUCGAUGGAUUGUAUCUAUUGUUAAAAAGAUCGCUCGGAAAACAUUAUGAUGUUGUAAAGCCAACAAAAAUGUUAAGAUCCAAAUGGUACACUAAUGAACAUUUUCGUGGCUCAUAUACUUUUCAAAGCACAGCUUCCGAACAAAUGGACGUAAGACCGAAAGAUUUGGCCGAACCAAUCUUGAUGGAUGGAAAUAAACCUGUAAUUCUUUUUGCUGGAGAAGCUACACAUGAUCAUUAUUAUUCUACCGUGCAUGGUGCGGUGGAAACUGGUUUUCGCGAAGCAGAUCGACUAAUUACCUAUGAAAGAAUGCGCAAUGAUUUAGACCAACUGGUUAACAACUUCAAUGAAGCGGUGCAAAUAGAUGCUAAAAAAACAGAGAGGACGAGAGUUGUUAUAGUAGGUGCGGGGAUUGCAGGAUUGGCAGCGGCAAAGACUUUAGAGGAUGCAAAAUUCACGGAUUAUCUUCUCCUCGAAGCCCAAGAUGUAGUUGGAGGAAGAAUUCAUUCUGUUCCAUGGAAUAACGAUUGGAUAGAUUGCGGAGCUCAAUUCUUGCACGGCGACAAGAGCAAAUUAGCGCAAUAUUGUUUCGACAAUAAUUUACUGUCAAACAUUCAAGGCACAGAUGGCGAAGGUAUCUUUUUGCGCGACGACGGAACGAUAAUGAGCGAGAACUUGAUUCGCGAGAUCGACGAUUUUUUACGAACCGUAUCUGAUGAUAUCUGCGAAUACCGAUGGCCUUUAAAAAAAUACGAGACCAUCGGUUCAAUCAUGAGAUGUAGGUUCGAAGAAUAUUUACGCGAAAGAAACGAUCCUUUGACGCGGAAAAAGAUGGAAGAGAUAUUCGAUUGGAAUGUACGGUUUCUUCUGGUAGAUAACUGCUGCCAUUCGUUGGACGAUUUAUCAGCGAGUCUGUGGGGCAAAUUUAAGUAUGUUGGUGGACCGGAACAUUUGCUCUUCAAGUCUGGCUACAGCUCUUUAACGAAACUUCUCAUCAAGAAUCUAAGUGAGGAAAAGAUACGAUUAGCCACUCCCGUGGAGACCAUUGAUUGGCGGGAUUCUGUCGAGUCUCGGAAGGAUUCUCUGGUCAUCGUGACGACUUCCAAAGGAACGCAGAUUAUCGCCGACGCUGUUAUAAUUACCUGUUCACUCGGCUAUUUGAAAGAAAAUUAUCGAAAUAUGUUUCAGCCGCCAUUACCAAAUCGUCUGAGCGUAGCUAUAGAGAAUCUCGGUUUCGGAACGAUUAACAAAAUCUUUUUAGACUUUGGUGAACCUUGGUGGCAAGCCGACGUGAAAGGUUUCCAAUUACUCUGGCAUAGGGACAAUUACCGAUCCUUGCCAGAAUGGACCAAAGAUAUCACGGGAUUCGAUGUCCUGCCAACUAAUCCGGCCACUCUCAUAGUGUGGGUCGGCGGGCGAGGAGCGCGUAUCAUCGAGGAUUUAUCGGAGUGGACAAUCGCACAGGAUUGCACAAAUUUGUUGAUGCAUUAUUUACGAUGUCAUGAUAUACCGCCAGUGAGGAAAUGCGUCAGAACGAAAUGGUACGGAAAUAAAUAUGUGAGAGGUGGCUAUAGUCAUAUUACAAAGAGAUGUGAGGAGGACGAUGUUUCGCCUAGGACGUUAGCCGAACCUGUUUGGAUAACAAUAUCGCAGAAUAAUACGAAGAAGAAUUUACCAGUCAUACUUUUUGCCGGCGAAGCCACGCACGAUGAUUUCUACUCGACAACACACGGAGCUUAUGAGACAGGAAUCCAUCAAGCCAAAAUAUUUUUGGAACACCACACGAAUACAAAUUAAAAUAUCUUAUGUAAAUAUACGAAUACGUCAAUAAUAAAACAUUUUAAUACCUAUUACACAUA